Boleophthalmus pectinirostris (great blue-spotted mudskipper) is the source of this 2326-nucleotide messenger RNA. RefSeq names its product GTP-binding protein REM 2-like. The record is from RefSeq and is a predicted model, not a curated record. Gene Ontology annotation, molecular function: GTPase activity; GTP binding; calcium channel regulator activity. The coding region runs from base 80 to 994 and encodes 304 amino acids. Lineage: Eukaryota; Metazoa; Chordata; Actinopteri; Gobiiformes; Gobiidae. Gene Ontology annotation, cellular component: plasma membrane. The transcript has 6 exons.
CGCGAAGAGGAAGGAGGGACGGUGGAAUAAGAGCCGUCGCUUACUUGAGUAUUUCCGAGCGCCGCGCCACAGUUUUCAGAUGCCGACAGAUGUGCCAGAGGAAGACAGACUCAGCACCAAUGAGGACAGGACAAAGUGUGAGAGCAUGACUCUGUCUAGUACCCCGACUGUCCGUAGAGGAAGCACCCCUCUGCCCAUAAAGCACCAGCUCAGACGUGAGGAAGCAGUCCAUGAUGACGCAGACUGGGCCUCAGGUGCAGCGGGUCCCUCUGCCUCUCCGGUCCAGUUCAGCCCGGCCUUAGACGACACUUUGACCAUCACAGUGGAGGGCAGGUCCGGCUGUGGCCCACUGAGGAUCGCUCUACUCGGACAGAACGGGGUGGGGAAGUCCUCUCUUGCCAUGGCCCUCGCAGGAGACAUGGACAGGACUGCGUCUGUGGAUUCUGAUGGGGAGGGUUAUGUGCGCACAGUCACAGUCGAUGACGAGGACAGCACCAUCGUUAUCUAUGACAACUGGAGACAGGACCUGUCCAUGCUACAGUGUGAGGUCUGUGUGCUGGUGUUUUCGGUCACAGACAGACGAAGUUUCCACCGCACAGCUCAACUACGACUGCUCCUUAGAGAGAACCAGCCCCAAACUCCCAUAAUCCUUGUGGGCAAUAAGAGUGACCUUGUGAGGACCAGAGAGGUUACAGCUCAAGAGGCUGUAUCCAGCGCUGCCCUCUACAACUGCCUGUAUUUGGAGAUCUCUGCCUCUCUGGACCACCGGACGCCAGAGCUGCUUGAGUGUGCAGUGCGGUUAGCGAGGGGUCAGUCCCCUUGGCCCCCCGGGACCUGUGUGGAGGACAUGAGCGGAGGAGGCCAAAAAGAGAGCAUCACGUCCCGGGCCAAACGUUUCCUGUCCAGCCUUGUCCCACGCUACCCAAAAGAGCGCGAGGUGGGCAAGUUUCUGAGGCAAAAAUCACGCUCGUGCCAUGAUCUCGGAGCCCUGUAAUAAUAAACGGGAAUGGUAACCUAAGAAUGUAGUGAACAAAUAUACAGUGAUCAGGCAUAGCAUUAUGACCACUGACAGGAGAUGUAAGAAUAAUACUGUUAAUAGUGCAAAAUGGCAAGUACACAGUUUGAUUUAGACAAGGGUUAACUUAUGAUGUCUAGACAAGUGGGCCCAAUCUUCAGUAUUCUCAGCGUGCUAUCAAAAGUGAUUUACUCUGCUAAACUGGCAAUAGGGUAAUACACAUUUAGGAUAAUUAAGUAAGUUAGAUGUUGGUUAUGAGAAUGAGAGUUUCAGUUUAUUGCAUAUACCAGAUUAUAUAUCAAGCAGAUGGCACUUAUAAUCGCCUCACUGCCCCAAAUAGGCAGGCGGACAUAAUGUUUAGCUUGAUCAAGGUAAAUUGGGCCUUUGGGAGAGGUAUGUUUACAGAGAGAGACAAAGGGAGCGUGAUUAUAAACAUGCUACGUCAUCGGGACGCAGUUGUGAGUGCACAUCAUAGGUUCAAUACUAUAGUAAUGAUUCUUAUAAUUUAUGAUAUUAAUGUUUCUUACGAGAGAAAAUGGAUAAUUGUUGUAGACCAUAUGUAAAUAAAGUAGUUAUAGGCCUACUAAAAUUUCACCCUCAAAAUAAAAAAACAGCUUUUCUGAAUCUGGGAGUGUCAUCAUUUUUACUCAAAGCGCCAGUGGCUAUAGACAGCACAAGCCUGAUCACACAUCAAAUCUCAUUAGUGAGUUGGCUGGUGAUUCAUGUUGUUGUACUUUCAGCUGUUCUGGUAUCCAAGACAUUUGUAAGCUCCAAAAUGCUCUAAAAAGCUCAGAAUACAAAUAUAAUUGGGGACACAGAGAUGCUGUUUGGUGUACACGGGCCAAUUGUUGCCAGGUUACAGUCACCUUGGAAACACAGAUGUAGGUUUUUAUGCUUUAUAUUUUUAAUGCACAGCUAAUCUACAUGCUUGAAUAUGUGCAACCAACUGUAUUUUCUAGGCGUGAAAGUCAGGUUAAAAUUCAAUUGCAGAGGAAUACAUAUCCAAUAUAAUACCACACUCUACCCUCGGCAUUUCCUCCCACUACCGCCCACACACAAGCCAAGAUUCAUCAUCAGAGGUUGUUAAAGCCAUGAUUGAAAGUCUUAUGAAAAAAACCCUAUAAUAGAACUGAAAUGAAAUCAAAUUGUGCCAUGCAGUUAGUCAUUCCCUUGGCUGAAAAUUACUGGAACGAAUUUAAAAGGUUAAAUUUGCUCUAGCCAAACAAGUCUAUGAGCUCCCUCUAGUGGCAUUACUUCUGUGUUGCAUACACACUUCACAGCCUUAAGGGACUUGUUCCCCACUUAAUAGGA